This is a messenger RNA of Cooperia oncophora, 381 nucleotides long. The record is from the annotation of a GenBank genome assembly. NCBI's taxonomy places the organism in Eukaryota, Metazoa, Nematoda, Chromadorea, Rhabditida, Trichostrongylidae.
AUGGGCCCAGUAGCUCCUCCCCACGAUCAGUACGACAUUGGUCUGGGCGUAACCCCACUAAAUCUGCUAGAGGAAGGCUGUAUAAUGCUGUAUUCGCAAUACCUCCAACAUGAACUCAAUUUCCCUGAAAACGACCACUUUUUAGCUAACGUUUGGCCCGACAAACACACUCAUGUUCCAUGGAUAGUGGUGAAUGGCGUUUCACUGGCAAACGGUCAAAUGAUGAUGGAUCACCUACCGUAUCUCAUUUGUGAUUGGUACGUUGGCGAUAAGAGGAUCCCAUUCUGCCAGUACGAAGAGAAAGCGGAAGCUGAAACGAGCCAAUUGGAAAUUUUGAGCGUCGUAUUCGGGUCUACAGACUGCCGAGUGGUCUCCCUCUAG